Messenger RNA from Tribolium castaneum (red flour beetle), 1176 nucleotides. RefSeq lists its product as uncharacterized. NCBI's taxonomy places the organism in Eukaryota, Metazoa, Arthropoda, Insecta, Coleoptera, Tenebrionidae. The record is from RefSeq and is a predicted model, not a curated record. The transcript has 5 exons. The coding region runs from base 152 to 964 and encodes 270 amino acids. Gene Ontology annotation, biological process: thiamine diphosphate biosynthetic process; thiamine metabolic process. Gene Ontology annotation, molecular function: thiamine binding; ATP binding; thiamine diphosphokinase activity.
AUUAUCUAUUUGAGUGGGGGGCAAUUACAAAUACUUAUAACUAUAUCUAAUCAGCAGUCCAAUAAAAACAAUACAACCACAGAAAAAAUUAUUAUCGACUAUACACCAGCUGCAGUUUAUCAGUGAGCCGCCCGUUUGUGCCCUUUUUGUCAUGACCGCAUUUUUGCAGAAGAUGUACCGCGGGGGAAGGAGCGAGGUAUGGAACCCUUGUCAGGACCUAUUUUGCGAAUACCAGAGCGGUAGUCACGCCAUUCUUAUACUAAAUACCGAUUUUAAUCUGCCUCCGGGCUUUUUGCUCAAUUUGUGGAAGCAAGCAAAGGUUAGGAUAACGGUGGAUGGGGGCACGGGUCGGUGGCUGUCGUGGCUCAAAUCGCACCAUUUGGAUUACGAGGGGGUUAGUCCGCCUGAUCUUAUCACCGGGGACAUGGACUCGUUAUCGAAAGAGAUUUUAGAUUUCUUUGCCAAAAACCAAGUGACUAAAGUUGUUAAAACGCCCGAUCAGAAUCACACCGACUUCACCAAAGCGCUAAUCGAGCUGAACAACACUUGCAUAGCACAAAAUCUACAACUUGAGUCAGUUUUUGUGAUCGCGGACACGUGCGGGCGAUUUGAUCAAAUCAUUGCGAACAUUAAUACUCUCUGUAAGGCGCCGAAGAUUGUUAAAAAAUUAAAGGUUUAUCAAGUCGCGUCAAAUUCAAUCACUUGGCUGUUACAAGAUGGGGAGCACACAAUCCAUAUUCCGCAAGAAUUGCGGAAAAGCAACGAAUGGUGUGCUUUAAUCCCCAUUAAGUCACCAACGUAUGCCACAACAACGGGCCUUAAAUGGAACUUAAAUCAGUCAAAACUGGAGUUUGGGGGGAUGGUAAGCACCUCAAAUACGUAUGAUGGGGUGUCGCCCACGGUCACCGUUUCCAAUGACAGUACUUUGAUCUGGUCAAUGGGAAUAGAAACGCUUCUAGUCUAGCGAGUGAUAAAUACAUUUUUUAAUUUAGUUGGGGGCCUUAUUCCUUAAAUUUACUUAGAAACAAUUAUAAUAUUUCCUAUGUAAUUUUGGAGUAGAUAGCUAGUAUCUGUCAAUGAAGCGGAUAUUAAUGCUAUUGAAACCAUGACUGUGUCAUUUUUUUGAAAAUAUUUAUUUUUGUAUAAUAAAAGUUAAUAGAAAUUUGGUUGUUACAA